CUUGCUGCGGCCCAGCAUGUGCUUCACCAGUGCGGUGCAUUCCCUACCUUAUCUCACCUACGGCCAAGUCGUGUCUUCCUAACCAUGAGAUCCGCCGGAGCAUGAAUUGGUCCACAGUCGCGAGAACCAAGCAGAACGCCGCUCAUGGCGGUCUGUAGAUUGUAGUGCAGAUUGUGUUCCUGUCCAGGUUCUUAGAAUCUUGGAGGUGGUGGUGAGACGGGACCACGGGAGCUGGGAACUGCUACCGAAAGCACGGUCCCUGCGGUGCGGCUGCACUGAUUUUCCAACGUCCGCCACGGUACGGUGGUGGUGAGCUAUGGGAAUAUUAACAAAAGCAUCGGAAGCAGACUAGAUCCAACCACCACGCCACGGCUGAGGCGUCGUACCCAGACUUUCCACCGCACCCGUCUGUUUGCGCAAAAAGUGCAAAACCGCCCAAUCCACCCCAUUCGUCAGAUCGCGCCGGACCACCUUACCUCGCCCUCCUUCAGCCUUGCGCACGCACGCGACAAGAGAGACGUCGCGAUCCCAACUUCGCCCCGAGGCUUUCACGAACAAUUCUUUCUUCGGAAAACGGCGAUCAAACAAAUCAGCUCCAGCGAAUCCAUCAACGAAAUUCAAAUCGAGACCGACACAGCUGUGACCAUACCCUGCCAAUCCUCAUCGUCAACUUCUUCACAGCCCCCACGAACAAAAACACAAGAAACCGCAACAAUGGUAGUCAACGAGCUCGUAUCAGACAAGAAACUCGGCGCGGUCCUCCAGACCUCAGGCUACGCCCAAGACCAAGCCGCCAAGCUCCUCCACCUCCUCACCGAAAUCACCCGCGCGGCGGCCGAAGAGUCAGGAUCAGCUUCUUCAUCACCAGAGCUCCAAGCCGCCCUGUCAAAGGAACAGAAACUCCUCCUCACAAACAUCUCGCACCUCCGCGGCCUGCACCGCUCUGCCAACUUCGACGCCAGGGACACAAAAGCCCAGACCGCCGAGGCGCGCCACGAGGUCGACCGCCUGCACCUCCAGCUGCAGAACCUCUACUACGAGCAGCGCCAUCUCGAGGGCGAGAUUGAGGCCUGCGAAUCUUACGACCACACCUACCAGAAGCUACCUCUCAUCCCCGUCGAAGAAUUCCUCGCCGAGCAACCAGAGCACGCCGACGCCGACGAGGACGCCUUGAUGAUUGCACGCAUCGGCCACGAGCGAGUGGGACGUGAAGCUCUCGAGCAGCAGAGGCUCGAGUUGGUGGGCAGGAAGCAGAAGCUCAUUGCCGAGAACAAGAAGCGCAAGGACGAUCUGGCCAACCUCGAUAAAGAUUUGGAGAAGUUCAUUGAUGCUGCGAAACCCAUCCAGGAGCUCUUCGAAAAGGUUGUAUGAAAGCGGCAGAUGGAACGUACUUCCCCGUUGGACGAGCUCGAUCUUUCGGCUGCUGCACGAAGUGUCUAGCAGAAGAUGCUUCGGUAUCAAUAGAUCGUGUACCCCACUGCUCUGCGAGAGCCUCUGACCCAGCUUCGUGGCUCGGCACUUCAGCUGGGGAUGCCGCAGAAACAAGAUGGCCCAGCGAGAAUUCUGAACACGAGCAUCUGCGGGGGAAUCAGUCUACUAGGCGUUGCGAUGCCCUAGUAUCCUUCUCAAGGCUGAACUCGGAGUCUACGGAUGAGGACUUUUCUCGAAAGCCGCGAGCAUGCCUGCGAGGGUGGGGCUACGGAAGGACGGCAUCUAAGCUCAAAGGGUAUAUUACGGUGACACGCACCCGCGGGCACCGUUGAACAUGUCAAAGUUGGGCCUGGGGUGGCUCUGUUGCUGACAGCGCAGCGUAAUAGCGCGCUGCGCCUCCAAAGGGCUGCCGAUGGGAUUGCAAAGAGGAGUGAACAUCACAGACGGGGUCCGAUAAAAGACCACAAGGCCGAGGAAAGGCUCGCCUCACACCUUCAUAGCCCGCCGAGAACCACGACGUCAUCGCAGACGAUUGGCGUCGUCAGCUCAAUAAUCAAUAUUAUACAGGUCGAAAC
This is a messenger RNA of Colletotrichum scovillei, 2006 nucleotides long. RefSeq lists its product as uncharacterized. The transcript has 3 exons. The record is from RefSeq and is a predicted model, not a curated record. The coding region runs from base 715 to 1371 and encodes 218 amino acids. Gene Ontology annotation, molecular function: mRNA binding. Gene Ontology annotation, cellular component: THO complex part of transcription export complex. Gene Ontology annotation, biological process: positive regulation of DNA-templated transcription, elongation; mRNA export from nucleus. NCBI's taxonomy places the organism in Eukaryota, Fungi, Ascomycota, Sordariomycetes, Glomerellales, Glomerellaceae.